Messenger RNA from Nematostella vectensis (starlet sea anemone), 2152 nucleotides. RefSeq names its product tubulin epsilon and delta complex protein 1. The record is from RefSeq and is a predicted model, not a curated record. NCBI's taxonomy places the organism in Eukaryota, Metazoa, Cnidaria, Anthozoa, Actiniaria, Edwardsiidae. Bases 77 to 1429 code for a protein of 450 amino acids. The transcript has a single exon.
UCGUUUAUUCAAAAUGGCGGCAGUUUGUCAAGUUUGUUUGUGAACUUCAUUUCAGUUGUUAUUUUCUCUCUCUAACAUGACACAGAUUCGGGAAACGAUCGAAAACUUAUGUAGGGUUCUCAAAUACAACAGCAUAGCAAGCAUAACAGCCGAGGUUUUUCGCCUUGCUAAAUUUGAUAAACCAGAAGCUACAAAAGAAAUGUGGAUUUCCCUAGCGAACUUGCUUGAAUGGUUAGAGCGAGAACAAGAUCCGACAAAUUCUCCUCCUUGUGGAUUGGCAGACAGCGCCAUUGCCGUGAGACUCUGCAAGCAUAAAAUGUACCUUAAGGGCUACAGAGCGCCAGGAUUUUACUUACUGCUUGAAGAUAUGCAAGUGGGAAGCAGAACUAUUUUACUAGCAUUUGGUUGGUUAAUGGCGAAAGAAGAAUUUUUCCGGAAACUUUUGAAAAAUGUGAGUCCUUGUCUUGAAACAGAGGAGCUACCUCAUAAAGACUGCUUGUGCUCUAAUGAAUUAAAAGAUAGCUUGUUUGAUCAUAGCAAAGGGAUGAGUCCUCUACAAAUUCUACAGGCAGUUGUGUGGAUGAAGGGGAAGAUAUGCUCAGCUUCAAGGAGCUUGCUUACUGCUAGGGACGAACUAGCGAUCCUUACUAAUAAAAUACAUAUGGCAACGUGUAAGUUCCCUCCUACAUGUUCCAUGAUACGGCAUCUUUCAUUGUUUGAUGUGUACCUGUUAUCACAACCCAAAAUAUUAGCUCAACGCCAGGAUACUUUAGAUAAGCACAAUUCGUAUUUGCAAAGUUUGUUAAGUGUUAAAACUGAGGAGGCCUCUUUUUGGAAGUGGAUGGAGAGUGUUCUAGAUUUGCAACUCAAAGAGGACGAUGAAAAUGGACCAGAAAAUGAUGAAUCAAAGACUCUAUUUGGAAAAAUUCAUGGUUUUGCUGCUUAUAAGCCAAGUAAGCAAGUACAGGAAAUUAAAGAACAACAAGUAAAAAUGACCAAAGAAUUGCAUAAGUAUGAAAAACUCUAUAAGAAAAUUUCAAAACAACACAAAAUGCAAAGGCAAAUAUUGGUUAACUGUCCUGAGAUGAGUCAGAAAUUCAAUGAAUUACUUCCAUUUAUCGAUCAAGAGAUCUGCAAAGAAUUUCAGCAACUAUGUCAAAUUCAGAGCACUUUAGAUCAUAGAUCAAAAAUCUUAUUUGAAAGAAGUCCCUGUGCUGUAACACUUGCUCACAACAAAUCUGAUAAGAAACACAGCAAAGAUAUUACUACAGUACUGGAUCAAUCCGAUAUUGCAAUUGUAGCAGGACAGGUUGAGCAAGAGGUUAAAGUUCUAAGAGAAAAAAUGGAUGCUUUGUCAAGGAAACAUCAAGAUCAAAUGGCUGAGCUCUCACAGUUGCUUAACGAUGUUGUAUGUAUAACUCACAUCUAGCAGUUACUUUAUGAUAUAUGUAUAACUCACAUCUAACAUUUACUUGAUAAUGAAGUAUGUAUUACUCACAUCUAACAGUUACAUGAUGAUGUUGUUUGUAUAACACACAUCUAACAGAUGAUGUUGUAUGUAUAACUCAUGUAUGUAUUAAAAUUACUUGAUGAUGUUUUAUGUAUAACUCACAUAUUACAAUUACGUUAUUAUGUUGUACAGUAUGUAUAACACAUCUAGACAUGAUUACUUGUGGUCACUUAGUUGAUGGCAGAAAUUCUUCAAAACAAAGACAGACAAAAACUUAUUUUAUAGGGAAAAUUAUAUAACACCUGCAGGGCUUUUAUUAGGCCUGGCGGCUGGCUGAACUGCCAGUUAUUUUCCACCAUGCACCGGCUACUUAAAAAAAAGUUUAAGUUUUAUUUGAACUUUGAAAUAAAAUAACUUCCACCCCCUAUUAAUGUAUCCCCAUCGCCUACUCUGAAACUUUAAUAAACCCCUGAUGUAGGUAGAAUUUGAAACCAUUUGCAUUUUGGUUUUCAUCAUUUUAUUUGUUCUGUUUGUUUGAAAAUUGUGAAUAAAUAGUUUCACAUAUUUUCACAUAGUUACAUGAACACCAGAAGCAUGUCUGUAGCCGUAGCUGUUUUCUUAUUCUAUUUAUUCAUUUUGUUGUUGUAUUUUAUUAGAAGUUUUAAAACAAACCUUACUAAUAAAUGAUUAGUUGUACAUGCA